AUGUCCAUUACUAGUCGUAUUAAUUCUAAUGGCAUGAGGAUCGUGCGCGCUGGGAAGGUCACUGAAACGCCAGGUGGUGAUCCGCAUCCAAGAGGCAUCCCCGGCGCUGGCGACUUGAUGAAACUCUUCCUGUUUCUUGUACUCAUUCACAGCGUUGACGAUGGAAACGAUGGAAAUCGAAAGAAAGAUCGCUCCGCCUUCGAUCAAACCGCUAAGACCGUUUACCUCUCCCGUAUGAGGAUCCGGCAUGAACAUCCCGAAUACAGACGUUAUUAUCGCCAUUACGGUAAGAAUUUGAAUCAUCAAAUCCUCUUUAAUCGAUUUUACAGCGAAGCUCCAAAUCGAAUUUCGUGGAGGCGGGGGGAGGACAUUCGCGCCAUACCGCAACCGGCGAUGCGCUACCGAGGAUUCAUCAAUUCCAUAUCGUCGAUUCCUGGAAGAAAACGAAGGUACGGUCAUGGAUCCGUUUGGCUCUCCUUCCUCAACCACGCGGACGUUAAGCUCCUGCAAGACGCCCUCCGUCCCUCCAAAAAGCUCAUCUAA
This is a messenger RNA of Phytomonas sp. Hart1, 543 nucleotides long. The record is from the annotation of a GenBank genome assembly. NCBI's taxonomy places the organism in Eukaryota, Euglenozoa, Kinetoplastea, Trypanosomatida, Trypanosomatidae.